UCAUACUUUUUUCUUUUUUUUUUUUUUAGAUUAUAAAAUGGCCAGGAAAAUGAUUUUUGCAACUAGUAACAAGAAGAAACUGGAAGAAGUUAUUGCUGUGUUGGGAAAAUCAUUUCCAUUUCAAAUAGAAAAUCAAAACAUUGAUUUACCUGAAUAUCAAGGUGAACCAAAUGACAUUUGUAUAGCUAAAUGUAAAGAAGCUGCAUGUAUAACCCAAAGUCCAGUUAUAAUAGAAGAUACUUGUUUAUGUUUUAAUGCUUUAGGAGGUUUGCCAGGACCAUAUAUUAAAUGGUUUUUGGAUAAAUUAGGACCAGAAGGUUUGCACAGACUUUUAGAGGGGUGGAAAGACAAAACUGCAUAUGCUAUUUGUACUUUUGCAUUUAGUGAAGGACCAAAUGAAAAAGUGUUGCUAUUUCAAGGACAGACAGAUGGUGAAAUUGUCUAUCCACGUGGUGCUAGUGGAUUUGGCUGGGAUCCUUGUUUCUUGCCAUGUGGAUAUUCCCAAACUUAUGGUGAAAUGUCUGCAGAACAAAAGAAUAGUAUUUCACAUAGAUUUAAAGCUUUACAAGAAUUAAAAAGUUAUUUCGAAAAAUUAUAAAAUAAAGUUAUUUAUUUAUUAUAAUUCUAUUUUAGUGUUAAAUAUUGUUAUAUCAAAAAAAGCAAAGAUUUUUGAGAUGUGCAUAAUUCAUUCUGAUAGUAAAUAAUCAGAAAUGAUUUCUUCACUGUAUUAACAUUAACAUAUCAUUUGUUUAAACUUUUUCUUCAUAAAAGAUUUACAGCAUGUUUUAAUACCCUCCUUGACAGUUUUUCAGCAUUAAAAUUCAAACAAGAAUGAUUGCAUACAUGGCAAUUCUAUAAUUGCAUACACUGUUAGCAAAAGAAUUGUUUGCAUACCACAAAUUUUAAUCACCAAACAAGUAAGGUAAUGUUCAAAACUUACUAAAAUGUAUAUAUUAUAUACUGCAAACCAUAUUGUGUACAGUCGACCCCCCCUAUAACACGGGUUCUUAUAGUUUGGAUUCCUAUAUCAUGGCGAAAAAAUCGCGACAG
Centruroides sculpturatus (bark scorpion) is the source of this 1050-nucleotide messenger RNA. RefSeq names its product inosine triphosphate pyrophosphatase-like. Gene Ontology annotation, molecular function: nucleoside triphosphate diphosphatase activity. Gene Ontology annotation, biological process: nucleoside triphosphate catabolic process. Bases 38 to 598 code for a protein of 186 amino acids. Gene Ontology annotation, cellular component: cytoplasm. Lineage: Eukaryota; Metazoa; Arthropoda; Arachnida; Scorpiones; Buthidae. The record is from RefSeq and is a predicted model, not a curated record. The transcript has 3 exons.